AUGGCACAAAGUAUAAAUAGGAUAUUUAAUAUGACAAUGACAAUUAGAAAUCUUCUGGGGUCAUCACGUUUUAUCACUUCUGUGAGAUUAUUACAAAAUUCUCACAACAAUUUCAUAUCAGAAAAAGGCACUAGUAAUAUAUUGCAACCACAACCAUCGGAGUUCACAGAAAUGUCAGACAUAAUGAAGCAAAGAAACCAAUUUAAAUGGUGCGUGUCUAGUUCACAAGUUUUUGAAAUGGUAAAUAAUAGCAAGAGUAUCUCUGGACACGAAGCGGUUAAUGCUCUAAAAGCGUUAUGUAGGAUUGAUAAAGAGAACAAAGGGUGUAUCGAAUCAAUUAAAAAGAAAAAAGAGUUUAUAGCAUUGUGCGAAGUAAUAAAGAAAAAUUUGCGGGGAUUAUCAGAAGGAAAUGUCAUUGAUGCUCUUAAAGUACUAUUGCAUUUUGAUGUACCAGUAACAUCUAUUAUCGUAGAAUCAUUGCUUCAAAUGAUACGUCAGUCAUUGAAUAGCCUGACGUUAGAGCAGAUGAGUUUUUUACACUAUUUAUUGACAAGAGUAAAAGUUAAAACUCCACUAGUUGAAACUUUGAAACUGGCACUACCAAUUGUAUUUGAGGUUCAAAUAAAAACAAAACUUGACACUGAAAAUAUUGACGCAAUGGUAAAUGCUCUAAAGUUUCUAUAUUUAUUGAGUGGUAAUAAUAAUAACGAGGCAAUAAAUUAUGUUAUGAAUUCUCUCAAAGAGCGUAGUGAUUUCAAACUUAAGCAUCCUGACCAUGCUGUAGAUAUCCUAAUAACUCUAUAUAAUAUAAAGGAUAGCAAAAAAUAUUCUGAGUUCAGUGAAAAACUCCAACAAAUAAUUAUUCAAAACGUAGACGAUAUUGAUCUUUCAAGAUUAGAAUUUAUUAUACGUAAAAUGGCACUAAAAAUUAAAUAUUCAGAUCACGAUGUUUAUAACGAAGCAUUAAUAGAAUCAAUUAUCCAAACGGUAAUAUCAAAAAAUGUGAAAGUUGAUUUAGCCUUAAACAUUUUGGGGAGUUUGAAUAAAAUAAGAUUUGUGUCAACAUCAUUGUUGGAUUACGUUGCCGCUAAAUGUUAUGAAGAUAAUUCUAUAAUUAAUAAAUUAAAUCAAUUUCAAAUACUAGAUAUGUUAUGUGCGAUGUCAUUAGCUGACUACAAACCCAUUUUUUGGGACUCACUGAAAGAUUUGUUGUUAAACGAAAAACUUCUUCAGUUUAAACAUUCUGUGAUGGUUAAAACAGCGUUAUUUUUAGCCUCAUUGGAUUAUUAUUGGCCAGAAUUAAUAAAUCGAAUAUUUGAAGAUGAAAAUUGUCGUAGUAAAAAUAUAGCAACGGAGGCUUUCUUUGAAAUUGGAGGAAACCUUUUGCUAUUACAUCACGCAGUAUCAAAUUUUAGUCCCGAUUAUACGGGAAAAUUAUUAUCUGAUGAUAUUCUCGAAGCAUUUAGAAAUACUCGGACACCACCACGAAAUAAUUAUCAAUUGAAAUCAGCGCUCGAAUUAUCUCUCGGUGGUCCACAGUAUAUUAAAACUCAUGUUGAGACUGAAUUCAAACUUUGUAUCGGAAUUGGGCUGCUGAGGAUUAAGCUGUUAAAAUCCAAGCUAAAUUAUACAGUUAUUCCAGUUAUAUCAUCUAUGUGGGAUAAUUUUACUAACUUGGAAAAAUCACGAUACAUUUCGCAAGCAAUCAAGCUCAAAAGUGAUAAAUUAUCAGCGAGUAUCAACUCUUAA
Cotesia congregata is the source of this 1749-nucleotide messenger RNA. NCBI's taxonomy places the organism in Eukaryota, Metazoa, Arthropoda, Insecta, Hymenoptera, Braconidae. The record is from the annotation of a GenBank genome assembly.